This is a messenger RNA of Acaromyces ingoldii, 888 nucleotides long. RefSeq lists its product as hypothetical. NCBI's taxonomy places the organism in Eukaryota, Fungi, Basidiomycota, Exobasidiomycetes, Exobasidiales, Cryptobasidiaceae. The record is from RefSeq and is a predicted model, not a curated record. The transcript is spliced from 3 exons. Bases 51 to 758 code for a protein of 235 amino acids.
ACUCUCUCUCGUAGUGCAACCGUGCAAAGCCGACAUGCGACAAUUGCCUGAUGGCUGGUCGCGUCUGCACGACGGAGGAUGUGCUCCGGAAACGUGGCCCCCCCUCGAAGAAAGAGAAGCAGGUGCUGGAGGAUGCGGGUAUCACGUUUCGAGGCGGUAGAAACAAGAAGGGGACGAGGGGUCGCGGUGGCAUUCGAGGCCGUGGCAUCUCCGACAUCUCAAUCUCUACGCUGGCCGAGAAUCAAGCGGCAGCGGGACCCGGACCUGGGACGAUGGCUGCGUCAAGACUCGGUAAGAGCGCGUCUGGAUCUACCCCCGGGACAGGCGGUGCAAGAGGCGAAGACAGCCGAAGCGUGAGCGGGAGCCUCACUGGCACGAUGUCGACAACUCCCUCAUUGUCAACUGGCCCAACGACAUCGACUGAUCCCACGUCUGCAUCGCACGGCAGCGCAAGCGGCAGUGGAUCUGGAUCCGGCAAUGCAUCAGGCAGCGGAGCGACGAGCGGUGUACGGGAGAGCGGCACUAUGGGCGAUCUCGAGAGGACGAUCAUGAGUGGAGGCAUGGCAAGAUACCCGCAGAUACCGUUGAGACAAACGUUGAUAGGACCGAGCCCGAGCUCAGGUGAAAGAGCCGAGGGCAGAUUGUCAGAAGUCGAAAGGCGAGCAAGAGUGGAAGCGCAGUGGAAAGAGGCAGAGUGUUUGAGCGCUAAAGGCAAAGCCAAAGCGAUCAAACCUGGCAGGGGGCACGGUCAAAAGUGAUGAUCGGUUGUGAUGUCACCGGAUGGUGAACAUAUUUCAAAGCUAUUGGCUCCUAAAAAAAUGAUGCAAAAAGCAAAGUCGAGAAGGAAAUAAAUGAAAAACAAAAGGCGAUUUCAUGCACGAAAAAAUU